Messenger RNA from Vollenhovia emeryi, 1052 nucleotides. RefSeq names its product serine protease gd-like. Gene Ontology annotation, biological process: proteolysis. Gene Ontology annotation, molecular function: serine-type endopeptidase activity. NCBI's taxonomy places the organism in Eukaryota, Metazoa, Arthropoda, Insecta, Hymenoptera, Formicidae. The transcript is spliced from 3 exons. The record is from RefSeq and is a predicted model, not a curated record. The coding region runs from base 63 to 992 and encodes 309 amino acids.
AUAUAUUAUGUUUCAUUUCAGCGUCUAGUGGAAGUCUCGUAGCCAAUAUCGAGUUGGGGCAUAUGGUGUACCCUCCGAACAAAGAACCACUGUCGCAGGAUUUUCAAUCGUGGCACCGAAAUACGAGUCGCUACCGCAUAAACAAUCCAGUUUAUUACAGCAGCAUCGAAUGCGGUGUUGCCAGUUACGACACAGCUGAACGCAAAAAGCUGAUAUUUGAUGAGACUUCAUCACCAGGCCAGUGGCCGUGGAUAGUUGCAGUCUACCAUGUUGAAAUAGAAGAGUUAGAGACAACAUACUCCUUUAAAUGUGGUGGUUUUCUGUUCACGAACAGACAUGUAUUAACAGCGGCGCACUGUUUGAAAAUGGACCUAUUGAGCAACGAUACAAUAGACCCUAACAGGUUGCAAGUGGCAAUGGGGCUAUUGAGCUGGGGCAAAUUGCACGGAGAUGGAACUGUUAAUCGGAAUGUCACAAUCUACAAAAUUCAUCCCAAUUAUGAGCAUAAUACCCACGGUGACUCCGAUGUCGCGAUUUUGACCCUCAGUGAUCUCGUCGAGUUCAAUCCUUUUAUCAGGCCUAUUUGUCUAUGGUCCGGUUUUAAUUUAAUUAAUCCUGUAGACCUCAUCAAUAGAACAGGAUAUAUUGUGGGAUGGGGUGAAGACUCGACAUCUUUUGGUUCUAUUGUAGAAAGACAACCGGUGCCGGCGAAGAUAGUAAGUCAAGAGACCUGUCUCAGGGCUGAUCGUAUAUACCGUAACCUCAUCUCGGAUAACACCUUUUGCGCUGGUUUGCUAGACAGACAGGGUCCUUGUAACAGUGGGAGCGGGCUGCUAUUUUUAAACACUCUCACGGGUCGUUAUGAGUUGCGUGGCAUUGUUUCGCGAUCUUUACUCACAAUCAGUAAAACUCCGUCCUGCAAUCUAGGGAACUACGUCGUCUAUGUCGAUUUGGUCAAAUAUGUAUACUGGAUUCAACAACAGUUAUAUUGAAAUUUUAAAAACUCUUAAAGUUCUUCAAAAUGCCACGUUGUCCCAGGAUCACAUAAUUUU